This is a messenger RNA of Phyllotreta striolata, 1285 nucleotides long. The record is from the annotation of a GenBank genome assembly. NCBI's taxonomy places the organism in Eukaryota, Metazoa, Arthropoda, Insecta, Coleoptera, Chrysomelidae.
AAAAUACUAACAUUACUUGCAAAUGGUAUAUAAAAGUCGAAUUUAAAUGCAAAAAAUUAUUCCUUGCUAACUUGUAGACCGACAGUUAGCUAAAAAUGAGCUUAAGGACAGCCGCUGUCUUCUGGCUGGCACUAGUAGUAGCCGCAACAUAUACAGAGGGAUAUCAGGGGAUUUACAAACGCUCAGCAAAUCGAGAAUGUAAAAUCGUGUGCAAAACACCCGGUGGAGGUGAAACAAGCACCGUAACCAUUCCGACAUCUGCAACAUCGGCAACACCUGCAACUCCAGCAACACCGGCAACUCCAGCAACACCGGCAACUCCGGCGACACCGGCAACUCCGGCAACACCGGCAACUCCUGCAGGUACCGAAGGUACUACCGCAGGGGAAGAAAGCACCACCGAAGCAUCAACUCCGGGCGGUGGGGAAACUACUUCGGAGGGAUCCGAAACCACCACGCCCGCCCCAGUGACGGAACCAGAGGAAACUACCACACCUGAUAAUUCUUCUUCGCCCUACCCUAUCACGACUGAACAACCCGCUGAAACUACGACGGGUUCUGACGACAAUGGUUCCACUACCGAAAGUUUCCCAGCCUGUCCAUGCUUCUGCAGCGCUGGCGGAAGAACCUUCAGAGGAGGACCCACAGAACAAUCGCGUUCCCAUCACUCCUCACUGAACCAUUUCGCGAGCAACAGACAUCACGGAGCGCCUCACCAAUCUCACCUGGCGCCCAACCAAGACAGGAGCCACGAUCACCAUCUUCACGCUGAAGCCAAGCACCACCAAGCGGCUCAGCACCAGGACAGAGCCCACGGCCAUCAUCUUCACGGCGAAGCCAAAGAGCACGUAGCUCAUCACCAGGAGAGGACUCACGGAGGUCAUCAACAGGAGAGGACUCACGGAGUCCAUCAACAGGAGAGGACUCACGGAGUCCAUCAACAGGAGAGGACUCACGGAGUCCAUCAACAGGAGAGGACUCACGGAGCUCAUCACCAGGAGAGGGCUCACGGUCACCAGCUCCAUACUCAGGAGAAACACCACCAGCUUCAUCAAGGGAGUGUUAGAGAACACCAAGCUCACCAUCAAGAGGAGAGGAAGAAUUAAUAAUGCUUAUAAUUUGUAAACAAUUAUUAUGUGUAUGUAAGUAGGUAUAUAAAUGACGCAUUUUUACAUUAAAUAGGAACUGUAGAAGACUUGUAGAGGUGGAUUAUAUUAUAAUAAAUGAUAAUUUUCGAAGCUCAAUGUUAGUUUUUUAGUCAGGUAAAAAUUUUACAGAAAUCGUG